AUGGUGUGCUAUUCCCACGCGUCUCUCGGGCUAGCUGUAAACAAAGCAUUGACGACGCGACGACCUCAGGAAACACCAAGAGCAUGGCAAGGACAUCUGCGAGAAAGAAAUUUACACCGAGGAAAGCCGGCGAAACGGCUCCAGCCGUCACCACAAGCGCUAAGUUGCGCAAGAAAUCUGGAUUUACCCAUCUACAUCGACGAUGAUGAUACAGCUCCACCAGAAACAGGACUCGGCUCAUCUUCCAAGAAAGACAAGCCCCUUGCGAGCUCUAGUGACUAUGGAGGAUCCAGCGACAAUGAGGAUCUGGUUGCUGCGGCUGCCCAGGUGGAAUUGAUGCGGUCGUGGGUGGAUUGCGGGAUACAAAUGGCGACAAAGGAGAUGGAAGCCGAGAGACUUGGUGGAAGACUCGGUGAAGAGGAUUGCGAUCCAAACCGCGCUACGAGCGGAAGUUCUCAAGCCCCAAUGCCGCAAUCAAUCCAACCUCCCCGAACCCCGAUCACCCAGAUAUAUCGACACAAUACGGGCUAUGCAACCCCUUUACAAAGCGAAAUAUCGCAUUCUCAAUACUACAACGGUGUGCCACAGUACCAGUCAAUGGGCACUCUACAAACAUACCCAGCCGCUUCCAUCCUACCUUACUCACAGACAUACCCUACGCCACAACACAAAAUAGCAUAUGCCCCUCCUAUCCAUCUAACCCCACAUAAUUCUCUACCCCCGACCUACUACGCUACCCCACCAACGUCCCAGCCACCAUUUUUGCAAAACCCAGCCUUCUGUAGCUCCUCAGCUCCUCCUCAGUCGAGCCCAACUCCUCAGCCUUAUGCAGGAGCAGCCUUCCAUACAGACUCGAUAUCUCAGUCAUCUGGAUUCGCGCCCCCGAAUCGACAACCACUUAAUCCUGCUUCUACCAAUAUUCAAACCCCCACUUCCGAUCCCAAGAGUAGAUUAAGAGAGCGGCCUUUCGUUCUUCCUCCAGGCCAAUAUCUGUCUUGGCAUGAACUAGAACAGUACUAUGGACCAGCGCGACAGAACUUCCCACAUGACGAUGCCUACAAAUCAGCGCGGCUUGACUGGGUCCAGAAGAUCAAAAUAAACGAGCCCCCUUUCAAUCAUCCAUGGAUUGCAGAAUACAAGAAACAAGAGGUGGAGGAUACCUGGGCAGGAAUACCAGCAACGAAACGGAACCAUAUUGAAAUGCUCGCUCUGGCAUCUAAAUACCGGACUAUGGUCCAGGCUCCCUGCCGAGAAGUUCCCGCUUAUGCUCUCCCACUUUCUUUCAUGGCUCUCGAAGCCCAGUACUUCAGUAUCCCUGAGAGAAAACUGGCCAGCGACGUAGACACUAUACGAAAAAGAUCGACCUGGCUCACGGACCUUGGUCUCUUCGAACCCAUCUACUACCUUCUGUGUUCUAACCACGAACAAGAACUUUUCCUUGAAAAUACGUAUAACAAACUGUCCGUCGUGAAGCGAAGGGCUAUCGAAGCAAAAGCCAAGUAUUUAAACGUGAUGCUCAAUCCUCCCAAACCGCUCUUCAAAGAAUUCGAAGAGCAGUAUUCGAUCCACAAGGAAGAAGACUUCGGACGGAAGCCCGAGCACAAAACCAAGCGUGGCGACUGGCUUCGAGCAAUAGGACUGGACUUUGAGCCCUUCUGCUGGUAUCCUUACACCACGACCGAAUUCGGCGUUGCGCAGUCCGAGAGAACAGAAGUCGCUUGGAACGAUCUCGGGCUCGCAAAACGUCGAGAACUGGAAUCUAAAGCAGCGGAAUACAAAAGCUCUCAAACAUGGGGUUUAUCCUGGGGUCAGAUAGAAGACAGAAUCGGGUUCACGCCUGGCGAUGGCGAGAAGUGGACGCGAUGGCUAGCGGCUAUUGGUAUGGGUAGAGCCUUGAAAUCCAACGAGACUCGCGAUGGUGUUUGGCAGAUGAAAUUGCGGGCUGAUAGACAGGCUAUCUAUCGGCUGGCUGCUGUUCAGAAGAAAGAAAUUCAGGCUAGGUGGGAAGCGAGGCAGGUGGUGCAGGCGCGGGCGCAGGCUCAGGCGAGCAAGCAGUCAAAGGUGAAGGCAAAGGCGGGUACGAAGCCUGCUAAGGUUUCGAAGGUGGGGAAGAGCAGUAGAUUUCCCCGUGGAGGAUAUGCAAGUUAUUCUGAACCGAAUUGGUUAUACAGUCGAAGUCGGAGGCGACGCUGA
Molecule: messenger RNA, 2193 nt
Organism: Cadophora gregata
Lineage: Eukaryota; Fungi; Ascomycota; Leotiomycetes; Helotiales; Ploettnerulaceae
Exons: 3
Coding region: 1-2193 (730 amino acids)
Source: RefSeq, a predicted model, not a curated record